GUUAUGCAAUUCCACUCAUUAUACAAAGCGAUGACGCAUUAUUUGCAUAAUUGCAGUCGCAAAUUGCAAUGAAUUCAAGCACCUUUGCAUAGGCGCGACAGCUGGCUGUCGAGCAGCGCUUGUCGCGAGCCCAACCUGAAUGGAGGGCGGCGAGGAAGCCAAGCAGGCUUUGUUUAGCGCGGUGUCGCGUGCUUUAGAGUCUUAUGAGCGGGGAGCUGUAAAUCCACAGCACUUCUCGGCGCUGUUGGAGCAGCUUCAGCUGGUUCUGGAGCAAGCUCUGACUGACGUGCCCGGUGGCAAAGGCAACCACGAUCAGGAUGCCGACGAGCCUGAGUACUUGACGGCAGCGCAUCGUGGGGGGCUGGGCUCCACUGCGCGGCACGCAGACGGCUCCCCAGAGGACAGCCAGUCAACGGAUGGCACAAGCUCAUGGGCUUCGCCGCUGCGGGCGGCGGCAAGGGGAGCCCUGCGCGGGCCUCAGUCCACCGACAAGCAGUCCGCCGCAUCGCCGGCAGCGCGUUGGCUGACGCACCACACGCACCAAAAUGACUUGCAAAACCUGAGGAAGGAGAAUGCGGUACUAAAGCAGCGGGUGUCUGAGCUGGGGGAGGCUGUAACGCGAGAGGCACGGCGCGCGUCAGAGGCAGAGGCGCGAGCGGAGGCGCAGGCACGGGAGUUGGAGUACGAGCGGGCAAGGGCAGGCCCGGAUGCGCCACGCUCGCUCCAGGAGCAGCAGCUCCUGACGCGGCUGGGUCAGCUGCAGGCCGCCAAUGACUCGCUCAAGCAGCAGCUGGCGGACAGCCGCACAGAGGCCGCCGCGGCCAGCAGGGCGCAUGCCGCCGGCUCCAGCCGGGCUGAGGUGGUGCUGAUGGGCGAGCUGGAGCAGCAGCGGCAGGCUGCGGCUGCGGCGCGGCGGGACCUGGCACGGCAGGCGGCGGCAGCGGCGCGGGAGAAGGAGGCGUUGGAGCAUGAGGCCCGAAGAUGGCAGCUGGCAGCCAGCCAGGCCGCGGCAGUUGCCGAGAAGACGCAACAGAAGAUGGCGGCCGUGGAACAAAAGCUGGAGGCGCAGGUGGGCCAGAUGCGCUCGCUGGCGACGGACCUGGCGGCGCGCGGCCGCGAGCUGGGCGCCCUGCAGCAGCAGCUGACCGCCACCCGGGCCGCACUGGCCGCCCGCAACCGCUAUCUGGAGCGCCUGGACGCAGCACUGUUGCAGCCGCUGCUGGGGUGGCACGCGGAGGCAGAUCCGGCGGUGGCGGCGGCGCUGCUCAUAGCGGGCGGCAGCGUAGGGCCGGGGCCGGCGCCUGGGCGGGGGCUACCGCGCAGCCGCGACUUUGUGCAGCUCAAGUUCCGGGCUGAGGCGGUACUGGGCGCAGCGGCGGCGGAGGUGGACUCGGCCGCGGAGCGACACGCCGCUGCGGCUGCUGCGGCUUUUGAGGCUCUGGCCUCCCGGAUUACGAGCCUGAAACAGGAGGCAGACAGCUGUGGCGCAGCGGCACGCUCUCAAAUUGCCGAGGCAGAGGCACGACUUAGUCGCCAGCUGGAGGAAGUAAGGGCCUCCGCAGCGCAACAGGUUCGGACCGUGCAAGACCAGCUCCAGUCGACACUGGAGGCCAAGGCGCAGCUGCGCGAAGCGUUGGCUGCGGAGCAGGCCACGGCGGCGGUGCGCACGUCGGAGUUGGCGCGGCUGUCGGAGCGGGAGGUGCGGCUGACGCUGCAGGUGGAACAGCUCACGGCGGAGCUGGCCAAGAUCAAGGCCGAGUCCAGCAGGGCGCUCAAGGAUCAGGAACACGAGGCGGAGAUGUCACAGAAACAGCGAGCCGAGGGCGCUUUUGAGCGCGGGCGGCAGCUGGGCGACCGCCAGGCAGCGGCAGCCAUAACAGCGCUGAAGGGCGAACUGCAGGAUGCAGCCAUGCAGCUACAGGCAUGCCGCAAAGAAAUCGCCAUGCUUACGUCCCAGAUCGAGGAGGCCAGGACGUCGGCUGAGUCAUUUGAGGCGCGGCUCUCAGAGGCAUGGCAAGAGGCGCACAAAGCACGGGUGGAGUCGGAGGAGCGGUUGCGCCGCGACGCUGACUGCCGCCUGGCGGAGGCCAAGGCGUCGGCAGAGCGGCGCGCGGAGCUGGAGGCACAGGACCAUGCGCUGGCUCUGCAGCGGGAGCGGGAACGCGGCGAGCGGGCGCUUGUGGAUGCCAAGCGGGCGGGCGAGCUGGCGGCGGAGGCAGCACGGCGGGAGGGCGAAACGCUAUUGCAGCGGGCGGCCGGGGAGGCGGAAAUGCAGCUCCGCGGCGCCAUGUCCCAGGCAGCCUCGCAACUCAAGCUAGCGGAGGAGCGUCACCUGUUGGCAGCUCAAGAUGCGGAGCGCCGCAUUUCCGCGCUGUCAGAGGAGGGACGCCUGGCCAACGACAAGGCGGCCGCAACGCAAGAAAAGUGUGAGCAGCUCAUUGCGCAGGUGUAUAACGUGACGCAGGAGCUGCAGAAGGUUCGCCAGGCGCUGUCUGACCGGGAGGCAGCUGCCAACUCGGCGGCGCAGGAACAGGCCUCCACCAUCGCGGAGCUACAGGUCAAGCUGCUUGAGUGUCGGCAGCGGCUAGCGCAGCAGGCGGCCAUGCUAGAAGAAAUCACGCAGCGCCAAGAGGACGCGCAGGCACACGAGCUGGAGGCAGCGCGACUGGCCAUGCAGCACAUGGCAAAUGAGCGGGACAGCCUCCAGGCCGAGUGCGUGGCGCUGACGCAGCAGCUGAGCGCGGCCCAGGCUGCUGCGGCGGGCGUGGAAGUCGAGAUGGAUACCAUCACACGGGCUCUCGACGCGCACAAGGCCGCACGUGCCGCCGCAGAGGCGGCUGCCGAGGAAGCCCGGCGCAGCGCGGCCGCAGCGGCGGAGGCGGCGGAGGAAGGCGCGGCCCGUGUGGGUGUGCUGCAGCAACAGCUGGGGGAGCAACAGCGGCUGUAUGAACGCGAGUUGGGCAUGCUUGAGGCGCGGUGCCAGGCGGAAGUGGACACGGCUCAGGCUCGAUACCGGGCUGAGCUGGAGAGCCUGCAGUCUGGCCUCAAGCUGCUGCGCCUCAAACAAACCCGAGUCAUGGCGUACGUGGAAGAUGUGUUCCAGGAGCAGGAGCUGGAGCAGCUCCAGCAACAGGACCAGGAGCGCCAGCCGCAAGACCGGGAGGGAAGCCUGUGGGGGGCGGGACUGGAAGGAGAAGAGUAUGGGCACGAGAAUGAGCCGCGCCGGGGUGGGCUGGGGCUCACGCGGGGGCAUGGGAACGUACUUGCUCAGUAGCAGCGGGAGCAUGGCGGUGAGGGGUCGAAGGAGGCGGAAGAGUGUGUGUGUGUUAAAGAGCACAAGGAAAACGUGUGUGUGUGUGUGUGUGUGUGUGUGUGUGUGUGUGUGUGUGGCAAAUUAGACGGUAGUAGACUUGGAGUGGCCGCGAGGCACAUGCUGUGGCACAGCGACAGCCGGCCGGUGAGCACGAUGAGGGCGAAUCCUAGGGUGUCUCCCACGGGUGUCUCCCUUGAGGGGAAUUUUGUGGCUAGCUGUGGCUGUGCGGCAGUGACUAGUUUUAUGGGUAUUAUUAUGAGACCCGAGGCUGGUGGUCGUGUUCUGAUAGACUUCAGCACUCAGAAGUACUAUUUAUUGGCCUGUCCCCCCCGGGUUCACUUCACUUUGGGGCACCGUCCCAAAACUGGACAACCUUUGGACCCGUGUUUAGACGUGGUAGUACAGUCCGACGUGGA
Chlamydomonas reinhardtii is the source of this 3729-nucleotide messenger RNA. RefSeq lists its product as uncharacterized. The transcript is spliced from 26 exons. Lineage: Eukaryota; Viridiplantae; Chlorophyta; Chlorophyceae; Chlamydomonadales; Chlamydomonadaceae. The coding region runs from base 140 to 3274 and encodes 1044 amino acids. The record is from RefSeq and is a predicted model, not a curated record.